CAUGCGCACUAAACGUACUUCCUCCUCUAUUCAUUACGUAUUGAUAAACAUGUCAGUUGCUAAAAUUUCUCUUAAUCAAUUCCCAAACACAUUUAUAAUACAUUUCUCUACCACCCGACGCACUUCUAACAACAUUUUAAACACAUUUGCAAUAUCAGAUGACAUUGGAAUAACAGAAGAUACAUUCUCAAUAUUUAUCAUCUUUUAAAGACCAAAAUGAAAAUAUUGUACAGAGCAGAUAUAUAAGAUUGUUUCUAUAAAUCUAUGGUAGAAUUUCUAUGAUAUAUUUACUCUGAUAUUGUGUAAUUAACAAAUUUUCUGGACAUCACUGGCCAAAGUGUCUAUAUGACGAGUCUGUGUGAAAAUUUAACUUGGAUAAUUUUUCUAAAGAGUUUAGGGACAAAGGUAACACUGGACAGAAAUACAGCAGUCAAAAUAUUUGUAAACAAAAGACUAUAGAAGCAAAAAGAAGUAAAUAUAUAUAUAUAUAUAUAUAUUGUGAUUUUCGAUGAAAAAUAAUGGGAAAAAGUGGGAAACUAAAGAAUUUGACUUUUCCAGAAGAUAGAAAAAAAGGGAGGCGAAAAUUGUCACAUGAUUGUGAUGUCUGUAAAAAGUCCUUCUCUCAAAGGGGCAGCUUGAAUAAGCACAAGCGUGUUCAUACAGGAGAGAAGCCAUAUCAAUGUAACAUCUGUAGUAAAUCAUUCUCUCAAAAGGGUCACUUGAAUAUGCACAAACGUAUUCAUACAGGGGAAAAGCCAUUUCACUGUGAUAUCUGUGGUAAAUCAUUCUCUAACCGAAGUGAUUUAAAUUCUCACAAACGUGUUCAUACAGGGGAGAAGCCAUAUCAGUGUAACAUCUGUAGUAAAUCAUUCUCUCAAAGUAGUGCUUUAACUCCUCACAAACGUAUUCAUACUGGGGAGACACCAUAUUCCUGUAAUAUCUGCAGUAAAUCAUUUUCUGGCUACAGUGCUUUAACUGAUCAUAAGCGUAUUCAUACAGGAGAGAAGCCAUAUCAAUGUGAAAUCUGUAACAAAUCUUUCACUGUAAAUAGUACCCUAACGAAUCACAAACGUACUCAUACAGGAGAGACACCUUAUUCUUGUGAUAUCUGUGGAAAAUCAUUCUCCCGGAAUGACAACUUAGCUAAACAUAAAUAUAUCCAUACAGGAGAGAAGCCAUAUCACUGUGAUGUCUGUAAUAAAUCUUUCUCUCUAAGUAGUACCCUAACUAAUCACAAACGUAUUCAUACAGGAGAGACACCAUAUUGUUGUAAUAUCUGUGGUAAAUCAUUCUCUCAGAGUGGCAACUUAGCUUCUCACAAACGUUUCCAUACAGGAGAGAAGCCAUAUCACUGUGAUAUCUGCGGUAAAUCAUUCUCCAUGAGUUCUAACUUAACUGGACACAAAUAUAUUCAUACAGGAGAGAAGCCAUAUCACUGUGAUACCUGUGGUAAAUUGUUCUCUACAAGUAGUUACAUGACUAUACACAAACGUAUUCAUACCGGAGAGAAACCCUAUCACUGUGAUGUUUGUAGUACAUCAUUCUCUAACCGAAGUGCUUUAAAUUCACACAUACGUGUUCAUACAGGGGAGAAGCCAUUUCGCUGUGACAUUUGUGGUAAAUCAUUCUCUGGAAGUGGUAAAUUAUCUAACCACAAACGUAUUCAUACUGGAGAGAAGCCAUAUCACUGUGACGUCUGUGGUAAAUCCUUCUCUAACCAAAGUGCUUUCAAUUCUCACAAACGUGUUCAUACAGGAGAAAGGCCAUAUCAGUGUAACAUCUGUAGUAAAUCAUUCUCUGACCGAAGUGCUUUCAAUUCUCACAAACGUACACAUACAGGAGAGAAACCAUAUACUUGUAAUAUCUGUGGUAAAUCUUUCCCUCGCAACUGUGCUUUGACUGAUCACAGACGUAUUCAUACAGGAGAGAAACCAUAUCACUGCAACAUCUGUAACAAAUCUUUCUCUGCCAGCAGUAACCUAACUACUCAUAAACGUAUUCAUACAGGAGAGACACCAUAUCACUGUGAUAUCUGUGGUAUAUCAUUUUCUCAGAGUAGCGCUUUAACUAGUCACAAACGUAUUCAUACAGGAGAAAAGCCAUAUCACUGUGAUAUCUGUGGUCAAUCAUUUUCUGUAAGUAGUGCUUUAAUUAGUCACAAGCGUAUUCAUACAGGAGAGAAACCAUAUCACUGUGAUAGCUGUGAUAAAUCAUUCUCUCAAAGUAGUGCUUUAACUUCUCACAAGCGUAUUCAUACAUGAGAAAAACCUUUUCUCUCUAAGUGGUGACUAGACCCUUUAUCAUGCAGUUAAUUCUGUCGAAUGUGAUGUUUGUUUAUUCACAUUAUUUUCAAUUUGUCAUACAUUCACAGCUUUCAAAGUUUGCUGAUGUGAUUGUGUAUUUUUAGAAUGACAUUGUUGCGUAGAUGUAAGAGGCCGACUCUGACUAGUUUGAAUAUAAAAUAAGUAGAAUAAUUGGGCCAGAUAUGACAAGUUUAAAUACUAAAGAGUGGACACUAGAUGUACCAACAUUUCUUUCUUCUUACAAUGACCAUAGCGGUCAUUUUUGACUGUCAUUGAAAAUCUUAUUUAAUACAAUAUAUUUUAAAUAUCAGCAAAUGCAGUGAAUAAAGGAUUUGAAAGUACAGUCUUUUAGCAUUUAUUUACAUGCAAAAAAUAUAUAUCUCUACACAUAUGAAAUGAUGCUUAUGAUUGCACCAUUCAAUAGAGUUGUAGAAAUUAAAAAGUAAAAAGCAAAAGUGAUGAUAAAUGACCGCUCGGUACUGCGAGUGUUAACUGUGUAUCCAUAUAGAUGUGUGACUAUCAAUGAGACCAUUUAUAAGAACAAUAAGCAUUUUGAGCUCCUCCUAAAAUGGUGGUAGUGUUGUGGGUUUUCUCCAUGGCAACAACCAAACUACUCAUCAGGGAAUUGCUGUAAUUGUCAAAAUUGACUCUAUGCCAAAAAGAAAACAAGGGACACUCUGUAACUAUAUAUGUAUUCACACAGAAAUGGAGAAAGAACAGUGUGUAAUAACAGCCUUCCAACUCUAUAGUUUAUUUCACAAGACCUAAGAUAGCUUACCUGUGGGAUAUUUCUCUUUAAUAAAAGCAAUUUUUUCCAGAUUUUAAAUUUGUUUUGCAUGAAUUUUGUGAAAACUAAUAGGUGUGGCUGUGUGGUAAGCAGCUUAAUUCCCAACUACAUGGUUCUGCAUGGCACCUUGGACUGGUUUUUUUCUACUAUCACCCCCCCCCCCCAGGCCAAACAACCCUUUGUGAGUGGGUUUAUUAGAAGGAAAGUGAAAGAAACCCAUCAUUUAUAUAUGUAGGAAGCAUAUUGUCUACCUGGCUAUUAAGCUUUGAAUGAGAGUCUGGUCCAGCCUUCCAACCCAUGCCAGCAUGGACAACAGACAUUAAAUGAUGAUGAUAAUGUGUUUAUUUCAGUGUUGUCAACAUUGAUCAUGUUAUUAGGGUUGGACUAAAUCUGUUGCAGAGAUCAAAUGGUCUUAAGUAGCCAUUUGAAUGUUUUAGCAACUGUUUUUUUGUACCAAAGCAGAAAAAUUCUCUUCCUGUCCACCAGUUGUUAUAUAAGGAAUGGUCCCUCACGCCUUUAGCAGAGAGAAGAAGGGAGUAAGAUGAGAUCACAACUACCAAUGCCCAGCACAAUUAAACCAUGAACAUGCUACAGAAUUUCAACUGUUCCAGAUAGAGCUCGUUACAACUUGCAAAACGAGUUACUUCACAAUAUGCGAGACAUUUGCCAUGUAUUUUUAUAAGAGGUUGUAAUAAAUAAAUAACAGUUGCAUUCAA
Molecule: messenger RNA, 3806 nt
Organism: Octopus bimaculoides (California two-spot octopus)
Lineage: Eukaryota; Metazoa; Mollusca; Cephalopoda; Octopoda; Octopodidae
Biological process (GO): regulation of DNA-templated transcription
Molecular function (GO): RNA polymerase II cis-regulatory region sequence-specific DNA binding; DNA-binding transcription factor activity, RNA polymerase II-specific
Source: RefSeq, a predicted model, not a curated record